This is a messenger RNA of Moesziomyces antarcticus, 2058 nucleotides long. RefSeq lists its product as uncharacterized. The transcript has 4 exons. Lineage: Eukaryota; Fungi; Basidiomycota; Ustilaginomycetes; Ustilaginales; Ustilaginaceae. Gene Ontology annotation, cellular component: cyclin-dependent protein kinase holoenzyme complex; nucleus. The record is from RefSeq and is a predicted model, not a curated record. Gene Ontology annotation, biological process: regulation of cyclin-dependent protein serine/threonine kinase activity. Bases 1 to 2058 code for a protein of 685 amino acids. Gene Ontology annotation, molecular function: cyclin-dependent protein serine/threonine kinase regulator activity; protein kinase binding.
AUGUGUUGCCUCCGUGCACUCGAGCCGCACCUCGCGCCUCUGCCCGCCUUGCAGGGACCGCUUGCAGCCGCUUGUUCGCUCGCUCCCUCGCUCGCUCGCUCGCUCGCCCGUCCAUUCCUCCUCUGGCUCGUGUGCGAAUUUCCUCUAGCCAAGGUUCACGCCAUCGAGCUUCCGCCGCUUCCCACCCUCGCCGAAGCCCAGACGCGCCUCUGCGUCUUCUCUUCGUCGUCGUCGGUGACAGGUGUCGUUCUUCUUGUGCCUUGCUUGCACCGCGCUGCACCCGUGGCGCGUCGUUCCCAGUGCCUUUUGGCGAUACCCGAGCAGAGCCCCUUCCCACUCCUUCCGCUUCUGGUGUCAUCGACAGCUCCUGCGCCUCAUCUCGCCGAUCCACGCUUCUCAGCCCAUCCCGUCUCGCUUAGCAUUCCCUCUACCAUCACCCUCGCCUCCCCCUGCACGCCACCAUCGACUGCCCCCUUGUUUGGUCGUCUCACCCUCCCCACUUUGCAUCGAGUUCCACCUCUCGUUCGCAACAACCACCUCUCCAACCUUAAACUGCUGCAUAUCCUGCUCCAUCUGCAGCCUCGUCGCGGCGUCUUUCUGGCUUCCAUCUCCGAUCUCCUUAUAAGACAAGCGCACUCACCGGUGUCCUUCCCACCUUUCGCAACGCCAGUUCGCCGCCAUCCUCCACUCGCCGACCCAUCCCUCCCAUCCCACCCCACCUCUCUCUCUCUCAUCGUCACCAUGUCUUCUUCACAGGCUUCCACCUCGGCCUCGACGCUCAACUCGAGCUUCCUUCGCCGCCACCCUGCUAGCUUGAUACCCAAGCUCGUCCACAACCCCGCCAUCACCGACCUCAUCAAGAGCCCAGUGACGCGCGAGAUGGUCGUCUACCUCGCCAACCAGGCUGCCCACGUCAUCCAGUGCGGCUCCACACAGUCCCCGGACUCGCCGCCUGCCACCCCCACCCGCUCCAUCGCCUCGGCCGAGGCCGACCCGGCGGGCAAGCUCGAGAUCAACGGCCUGCCUAGCCUCGAGACCUUCAUCGCCCUGCUGGUCGAGAGGUCCAACGUCCAGGUGCCCACGCUCCUCUGCACGCUCGUCUACCUCGACCGCCUGAGGUCAAGGCUUCCUCGCGUUGCCAAGGGCAUGCACUGCACGCGCCACCGCGUCUUCCUCGCCACGCUCAUCGUCGCCGCAAAGUACCUCAACGACUCGUCGCCCAAGAACAAGCACUGGAACAAGUACGCCGCGCUCUUCUCUCAGGCCGAGGUGAACCUCAUGGAGAAGCAGCUCCUCUACCUUCUCGACUACGAUCUCCGCAUCGAGGAGGACGAGCUCAUGGUCCACUUUGCUCCCUUCUUCCGCCGUGUCGAGACUCGCUCCGAGGCCGGUCGUCGCGAGAUGCACCUCCGCGGUCUCGAGUGCGGUCGCGAGCGCGAGCGCUACGUCCGCGCAAGCGAGCGUCGCGUUCACCUGCGCAACCUGCCCGCUUCCGAGGUGCCCUGCUGGAACCAGAAGAGCGAGCCGAGCCGAUACGAGCAGCACCGCCGCUCGGCCGCCUACGACUCGCCCGACUCGUUGGACGCCUCUCCCAAGGAGAUGUACGCCCAGCAGUCUUCGUCGCUCAUGAGCCGACAAGACUCGGUCGAGUCCAACGCGAGCUCGACGUCGUCGGAAGCCGAGCUGACCGACGACAAUGGCUCGUCCUCGUCUUCGGCUGAAGACUACGACGACUACGAGGACGACUACCUGGAGCAGGAGGGCCUCGACGCGCGCAUGCAGCAGCACUCGGUGUCGGGACUCCCCUCGAGCCGCUCACGCCCGGUCAUGGUGGUGCAGAACGAGGAGCUCGAGGCACACAAGCCCGGCUCGGCCAUGCACCGCUACCUCUCGCAGGCGGUGCCUUCGAGCCUCAAGAAGAGCACCUCUUCGCAGAUCAACAUGCAGCAACCCAGCCAGGCGCACAUCCCCGUCUCGCAUUCGAUGCGCAGCGUGCGAAGCAGCUCCAACCUGCUCUCCAGGAUGCUCGGCGGUCACCACUCGUCGGCAGCCUACUAA